This is a messenger RNA of Zophobas morio, 403 nucleotides long. Its product is annotated as chymotrypsin inhibitor-like. The transcript has 2 exons. The record is from RefSeq and is a predicted model, not a curated record. Bases 52 to 285 code for a protein of 77 amino acids. Lineage: Eukaryota; Metazoa; Arthropoda; Insecta; Coleoptera; Tenebrionidae.
AAGAUAAUGAACAAGUACUGAAACAUCCAGCAAGCAACACACAUCGUAAACAUGAAAGUGACUCUUGGUGCCGUCGUUUUGCUUGCGCUCGUCGCGAUUGCUUGGGGAAGACCCCAGUGCGGUCCUAAUGAGGUUCACACAAGCUGUGGUAGUGUGUGCGAUCCAACCUGUGCUAAUAAACAUCCUUCCGGAGCUUGCACACUGCAGUGCGUGAUUGGAUGCGUUUGCAAGAAAGGAUUUUUGAAGAACGGACAGGGACAGUGUGUUCCUCCCCAUGCAUGUUAAAUGUAGCGUGUUUAUUAUUCACUAUAUAUUGUUACUGGUAGAGAAAUUUGCACGAUUUAUAAAUGGAAAAACGAAUGGAAGUAAUAAUACUUAAUUAAUAAAUGAAAAAACAAAUAAA